Molecule: messenger RNA, 1283 nt
Organism: Hipposideros armiger (great roundleaf bat)
Lineage: Eukaryota; Metazoa; Chordata; Mammalia; Chiroptera; Hipposideridae
Gene: TATDN3
Product: TatD DNase domain containing 3
Exons: 8
Coding region: 52-816 (254 amino acids)
Molecular function (GO): hydrolase activity, acting on ester bonds
Source: RefSeq, a predicted model, not a curated record
CGUUCCGCCUGAGGUUCGGCGGGCGUGUCAAGCGCUACAGCAGCCGCGGCGAUGGGGGCGGUGGGCUUGGGGAUGGUGGACUGUCACUGUCAUCUCUCCGACCCGGACUUUGACCGCGAUCUGGAUGAUGUGUUGGAAAAAGCCAAGAAAUCUAAUAUCCCUGCUCUCUUUCUUAAUUCAUUCUACAUUUUUAGGUAUAAUGGGUUUCUCCUGCCAUGCUUGGGUGUUCAUCCAGUUCAGGGACUUUCACCAGAAGACCAAAGAAGUGUCACAUUAAAGGAUUUGGAUGUAGCUUUGCCUAUGAUUGAGAAGUAUAAGGAUCGAUUGUUGGCAAUUGGAGAGGUGGGACUAGAUUUCUCCCCGAGAUUUGCUGGCACUGAAGAGCAGAAGGAAGAGCAAAGACAGGUCCUAAUCAGACAGGUCCAGCUCGCCAAAAGACUCAAUUUGCCUUUAAAUGUUCACUCACGUUCUGCUGGAAGACCCACCAUCAACCUCUUAAAUGAGCAAGGUGCUGACAAAGUGCUGCUACAUGCAUUUGACGGUCGGCCAUCGGUAGCCAUGGAAGGAGUAAAAGCUGGGUACUUCUUCUCAAUCCCUCCUUCUAUCAUAAGAAGUGGACAGGUAAAUUCUUUCAUUCAGCCUCAUGUUACACGUGGUGAAAUACAUUUUAAAGUACGGAAUGAGCCCCAAAACAUUUCCAUUUCAGCAGAAUAUAUCGCCCAGGUGAAAGGGAUCUCAGUAGAAGAAGUUACAGAAGUGACAACGCAGAAUGCAUUGAAACUGUUUCCCAAGCUUCGCCACCUGCUCCAGAAAUAGCUUUGAAACCAGAUCAACUGCAGGGGGCAGCAUUUGAGAAAAAUAAAUGUUCUGAUUAAGAGUCAGAACUGAAGAAACCAUUCCAUAGGGAUAUAGAAGGUUAUAAUUUUAGAGAAAUAGUUCUCUUAAAAAUAAAACUGGGCUCGGAUCCCAAAACCCUGGGUUCUAAUUCUACCUUGUGCUGCUUUUGAAUUAAUGAUUCCUCAUAGGAGAUUGGGAAACACUGCUGUUUCUUAACUUGCCCCAUUAAAUAGAACUCCCACAUGAACUGAAACUGUUUCUUCUGGCGAGAGUGGCUCACGCAGGUAAGAAAUAAGUGCUCCUGUGAUGGCAUGGAAUAGGCUGAGGUUUGAUCCUUCACCACCUGUCUUGCUUCUCAUAGGAUUUAUCCAGUGAAAAGAGAGCAUUUAGUUUCUUACACUAUCAAAACUCUUCUCUUCUGGGUUAAUAAAAUUGAACUUUUAGUA